GCGACUGUGACGCAGCCACUUCCUGCCCUCAGGUGCGCUGAAGCGAAGUUGAGCAGAAGUUUAUCGUGUGAGGGACGUUAGCUCAGGACCUUUACACAAACAUUCCUCCUGGUUUCGACGUCGCGUUACGAGGACGAUGAGCAGAUGUCAUUAAGGAGAGUAAACACGUUGGGCGUAUUCUCGAAACGCAUUUUACACCGUAAACGAAUCGCUUACUUGCUAAGCUAGCUAGGCUAACUAACGUCCGGUUUAGGGCAGCGCGCGGGUGGUAAACAGCGCGUUGAAUGAGCAGUAAACAGAAGGUGUUCAGUCGAAAUCUGAACGAACCGGUAUGUUUCUGUGGAUCCCACACCCUGUUUUGGGAGCCUGAGUUGCUGACUGUCGAAAUCUGGAGCCUGUUUGGCGUUAGCUAGCGUUGGUGAAGCUGCCCGAGUUGGUCAUGGAGCCGAGGCUGGAGCUCUCAGCAGCGCUUCAGACUUCCACGGAGACCCGGAGGCCGUCACUGUGAACCCAGAGUUGCGAGGCAAAAGUAAUCAACAUGAAAGCUCUCGGUGCCCGGUCCUCGUUUUACGUGGGCUUUGUGGUGGGCACUUGCACCCUGUAUGUGUUCCUACAUCAGGUGUGGUUCGCUAGAAACUUCUCUCCCCAGCAGCCUGAGGAGCUGGAGAAAAUGGCAGAGGAGAGAAAAAUGCUUGAAGAGGAAGAGAAGAACUGGAAGAAAGAGAAAUCAGCACUGUUCAACCUCAACCAUCCUCAUCACACAGAUGAGGACAGCACAGUAGCAGAUGCUCUCUACAAGCAAGUGCGUAUUCUUUGUUGGGUAAUGACUGGUCCCAACAAUCUGCAGAAAAAAGCUCGCCAUGUGAAAGCCACAUGGAGCCGUCACUGUAACAUAGUAGUAUUCAUGAGCUCUGUUGAUGAUCCUGACUUUCCUGCAGUGGGCCUUAACACGAAGGAGGGCAGAGACCAGCUCUAUUGGAAAACCAUCCGUGCUUUCCAUUAUGCACUGGAAAAGCACGGUGAUGACGCAGACUGGUUCCUCAAAGCUGAUGACGACACUUACGUGAUAGUGGACAACCUGCGGUGGGUCCUGUCUAAUCACUCCCCAGAUGAGCCCAUUUAUUUCGGCAGACGGUUUAAACCUUACACAAAGCAGGGCUACAUGAGCGGUGGAGCUGGUUACGUGCUGAGCAAAGAGGCUCUGAAGAGGUUUGUUGAAGGGUUUCGCACCAAAGUCUGCACACACACAUCUUCAGUGGAGGACCUUGCUCUAGGGCAGUGUAUGGAGAAGAUGGGAGUGCAAGCAGGUGAUUCUAGAGACACUCUGCACAGAGAAACCUUCCAUCCAUUUGUACCAGAGCAACACCUUACUGGCAAAUUCCCCAAGAGUUUCUGGUAUUGGAACUACUGCUAUUACCCCAUUGUAGAGGGCCCUCAGUGUUGUUCAGACCUGGCAGUGUCUUUCCACUAUGUGGAUCCACAUCUGAUGUACCUGUUGGAGUACUACACUUAUCACCUACGUGCCUUUGGCUACCGUUAUCGCUAUCAGCCCCCAGAGCCUACAGGCCUUCAGGACUUCAAGUCUUCAGACAAAGGAGUGGAGCAUCCACACGUGGACCAGAAAAUGGAAGCAGGAAUUCAGGAAGUAGAAAAGAAAGCCCAUCCACUUGAAAACAAGCUGUAGCAGCCUGUUUUUUUGGAAUAUUCUGUAAUUACUUUUGACCUUUGGAGUCAUGGAAUUUUGAAAGUAAUGGGUGUCUUUUUGAAAUGGAUUAGCAUUCCUUGUUUUCCCCCUUUUCCCCCUACCAAAUGCACUUGUAUCAUGUGUUAAAAAUCUGCUCCUGAAUCACAUAGCAGAGGUGCGUGUGUGCAUGCAUGCAAGCUUUUGUGAGAGAUUCUACGUAAUACGGUAACCAAGGGUCUUUUGCAUUGGGUCAUGUUUGUAUAUGGCUGUGUAAAUACAAGCACAGACUACUGUUGAAUGAAGGCGGCUUACAGAUUUAUAGUGCCUCCCUGUGUGUGUGUGGGGGGGGGGGGUGUGCAUAGGCUUGUCUUUGAUGCCUUAGUGACGUAUCUACGUGUGUCACUUGUGAACAGACUUACAUAUGCCUAGACCAAAUGAACAGCACCUGACUCCAUUUAUUCCUUUGGCUUCAGUUUGGAGGUAGUUUGAACCCAGCUUGUUAAUCUUCUGACGGACUGCAGUACAUUAAAAUCUGUAGUACUUUGAGCUACACUAACUAAAUUUGACAAGUUCUUUGGCCUGUAACCAACCAUUGUCAUUCGGCAAUUGAUCAUUAACCGGCAAGCCUAGAAUGAGUGAUGCGCUCCAUCAAAAUAUCAGUCAAGAUUAUUUGAGUAAAUUUGAAUAUAAAUAAAUAAAACCAGUGUAGAAUAGUUGAUACUAUAUGAGCACAGACACCAGUUGUCAAGUCUGUAUUAAUGCACCAAGAUUUUAAAAAGUGUGCUGUGGGCUGUGGAACAGUGUACUGAUGAGUGGGGCCAUGGCUUCAGCAUGUAUAAUGUAGUAAACAGUCCAGAUCAACCCUUAUCACUCACUACUAGUUCAUGUUAAAAAGAGUAAAUGACAAGGUCUAGAUUUGGCUCAGUGUAUCUCAGCUUUUGAAACCUGUUGCUCUCAGAGGUCAUGAACGAAAUAUUUGUCUACUGUUCAUAUGAUACAUUAGUGUAGUUAUCCUCUCAAAGUGCCCCCAAACACCACUGGUCUUAGUUGCAUGGCUCAUUUUUUUAGUACUAUCUAGUGAACCAGUUGCAUUGUAUCAUCAUUCGUGAAAAUUCAGAAACAUUCCUCAGGUUGAAUGUUAAACCCGACUAUUUAAAUAGGAAUUGUUUAUUGGAAAUGCAUUACUGAAAUCAACUAUUUUUAAACGAUAACAUUGGUCAAAUGUUUAUUUUUUUAAGUGGUUAUUUGCUUUUUAAAGUCACUUUUCGUUCCACACUACAGACAUUUAAACUGCUUGUUAAGAGUGCCUCACUGUCACCAAUCAUGGAAAAUGCCCACUUUUAAUGUGAAUACCAACAAAGGAAUUUUCAGAUUAGCUCAAAUACCAGUUUUUCAGAGCGGAACAUCCCUAGUUAUGGUUUCUGUUCGUGUUCUUUUCAAAUUUGUGUCUGGUCAGUCGUAAGGAAGCCCAAGCCUACUGCGAAGCCUGCUCCUCUCCUCUUUUGUGCUUGGGCAGGGAGUGGAUUAGAGAACAAGAGUAGUAUGUAGUAACUGUCCCAACUGGUCUCACCAGUCACUUUACUCACCAUUGUAGAUUCUAAAGCAUGUUAAGGCAUAAACCUUAUAAUUUUAAGAAAAACAAUAUUGAGCACAUCUAAUCCGUGUUAAGCCUUUUGGGGAAAUAAUUUAUUUGCUGCUCUUACAUGGUUCACCACCCAGUGUAAAGUAUUGAUGUCGUAACCUCUUUUCUGUUUCUUUGUUUCUACACCUCGGCCACGUGGCUAAAUGAAAGCUUACAGGAAGAAGUCCAUGAGGGAAGAUUUGUCUUGUUUCAUGUUUUCUAAAGGAUUAUUUUUCACUGCUCUGAAGUUGUGAUGAUGAUAAUGAGAGAUAAUGGUGAAAAUUGAGAGUUGUGGCCUUUUGAAGUAGAGGCUACUCUGUUUUACAUACUGUGAGUACUGCAGCUUGUGCCUUUUAGAACUCAACCCAUUGCCCACACUUGCACCUUAUCAUUAUUGUUAGUAGUUAAGUGAGCAACAUUAGUUUGCUGAUUGAUGCUCUACACAGAGAAAUGUCAACAUGGAAGUUUAAAAUAAACACAUCUUUUUUUCUUGUUAACUGACAAGCACCUUGCCAAGAGACUAGCUGAAUAUGAUUCCUGGAUAAUGGUUGCCUUGUGCCUGACCUCUUGGCUUGCUUGCCUGAUAGUCAACCUAUAUGCAUAUGUGCUCAUCCAUGCCAUUUCUGUUGACCCUUACAUCCACCACUGUGCAUCCACCUUCAGCUCUUUCUGAGUGUCUGUUUACUUUCUCUCCCUUUUCCUUUAUGAAACCAACAGAAAGGGCUGUAAGAUCUUGCUCCGUAAUUGAAGUGUUUACAGUUACUGGUCAAGUCAGAGGCAGCAGUGAUGGAGAGUGAUUUGAUAAAUGGAAGAAUGUUUAGUCUGUCUGCACUAUAUAACUUUUAUUUUUCAUUCAGGUAGGGCCAUUCAGAUACUAAGGCAAAGUGCUAUAACAGAAAUUUAGAAACCACUGAAGUUCUGUGGCCACCCCAGGAGGUUCUGAAGGAAUGAAGGGGAAAUAAAAGAACAAGAUUAGGGCUCAUGCUUAGCUCUGUGAAGGUUAAGCAAAGUAAACUUUAAACUUGAAGUGAUUGUUUAUAAAUGUAAACCAAAUCAGCAUAUGUUGUUGUUGUAGCUUAUGAUUGUGUCGUUUCUGGAAGUGGCUUUUUUCCUACUUUUCUUUCUUUUCAUGCAUAAGAAUUGAAGAUGUUUAUGGCCCAUUUAACAUUUAUAUAUGAUUUGUGCAUGAAAUGAUCAGCAGCAGAAUAUUGUUUGGUGUGGUAGUGAUCGGUUUCAAGUUGCAUAAAACUGUUUUGUAUUUUGUUUAAACGUUUUUUAAAAAACUGUCAGAACCCAUGUGAAUGGCCAUGCAUACCUGAAUGCUUCCAGCCCUGCAUGAGUCGGUCAAGCUGUGCUGCAGGUGACAGUUUAUUUCAUGCACAAAUAAAUAUUCACCCAUUUGUAGGGUAAAAUCAAAGGGGUGAAUCUAAAUGGCCUUUUUUCAGUAAUGUUUAAUGUUACAGGUGCAGCAGAGUGUUCUGAUUGAUGAUGAAGGCCUUUUAUGAGUUGCAGGAAUCUGGGGAGUGUGUGUGUGUGUUUGUGUUUUCAGCAAUCCUUGGCCCUCAUCGACACACUCUGUAUGUGCUUCUCUCUGAGGGAGUUAGGGUGACGUGUGCAGAUUCCUGUUACUCUGAUCACUGAGAAGAAAUGAGACUUAAGAGGACAUUGAGACCCACAGUGCUUCUAAUGCCACGCCUGCUUUUUUCACUCUGAAUUAUCAUAUGAGUUUCUUGCUCUCUAAUCCAAAGGUACAGAGGUCCCUUCCUCUGUGAUUUGUGUGUGUAAAAGGGAAUUAUGUACGGUAACUUCAGAGCAGUCUUUAUUUAUAGAAUAAAGAUUGACUGGUGUGAACAGUUCAUGGGAGAAAAUGAACAAUGAAUUCAGUGAAGUACAAUGACCAGCAUAUUGAAUAAAGACUUAUUUUACAGUAA
Messenger RNA from Pygocentrus nattereri (red-bellied piranha), 5236 nucleotides. It is a transcript of the gene c1galt1lb, whose product is annotated as core 1 synthase, glycoprotein-N-acetylgalactosamine 3-beta-galactosyltransferase, 1b. The record is from RefSeq and is a predicted model, not a curated record. Gene Ontology annotation, cellular component: membrane. Bases 539 to 1684 code for a protein of 381 amino acids. Lineage: Eukaryota; Metazoa; Chordata; Actinopteri; Characiformes; Serrasalmidae. The transcript is spliced from 4 exons. Gene Ontology annotation, molecular function: N-acetylgalactosaminide beta-1,3-galactosyltransferase activity.